Molecule: messenger RNA, 264 nt
Organism: Octopus bimaculoides (California two-spot octopus)
Lineage: Eukaryota; Metazoa; Mollusca; Cephalopoda; Octopoda; Octopodidae
Source: RefSeq, a predicted model, not a curated record
AUGGAACGAGAAAUGGAAGAAAAUGAAGUGAGGAAAGAAAAGAAAAAAAGAAGAGAGAGGAAGAGAGAGAAAGAAAGAGAGGGGGGAGAGGAAAAAGAUAGAAGAGAGAGAGAGAGAGAGAGAGGGAACGAGCUAGAGAAAAGAGGAAGACAGAGAGGGAGAGAAAACGAGAGGGAGAGAAAUAGUAAGAAAGAUGAAAAGGGAAGGAAUGAAGUAAGGAAAAGAGAGGAAGAAAGAAAAAGAGAGAGGGAAAGAGAAAGGGAG